Molecule: messenger RNA, 2703 nt
Organism: Cercopithifilaria johnstoni
Lineage: Eukaryota; Metazoa; Nematoda; Chromadorea; Rhabditida; Onchocercidae
Source: the annotation of a GenBank genome assembly
AUGUAUGUUGCUUCACUUUUAUUUAUCUCGAAUAUAUUGCUUGGCCCUCUUUUAACUUGUUUGCCAUCCAGUGCGUUUUCAGUAGGCGGCUUAAGCAGAUUCGUAGAUUGGUAUGAAACACUCAGUUAUGAGCCAUUGGCUAAUCGCAGGAAACGGUCACCUGAUGGCUUGUAUGCACCUCUUAGUCUUCAAUUCGCUUCACAUAACAGAUCAUUCCAUUUAAUUCUUCAUUCACUGGACGAUAGCACCAGUGUGUUUAGCGAUAAUUUUAUUUUUGAUGUCGACGGAAAAGACGAACAUGUACCAAUGCGAGAUUUUUUGGUGCACGGCCAUGAUAAAAAUGAUCCAGAAUCCAUCCUGUAUGGUUCAUUUCGUGAUGGAAUAUUUGAUGGGCAUAUACUUUAUGGUAAUGGAGAGUCUUAUACCGUCGACAAAAUCGACCGGUAUUCACAUUGGAAGCAUAGACCAAAACAUUUCCAUUCCAUUAUUUAUUCAGAUAGUUCAAUUAAUUUUUGGAAGCAAAGAAGGAAACGUUCAAUGGAGGAAACCAAUCAAAACUGUGGAUUAGACCAUAUAAUACAGCAAAAAAUGGAACUUUUGCAGAAUGGCAUUAUCUUCGAGGAUGAAGAAAAUGAGCAGUCCUAUCGAAACGGUGCAUUUGAUGAAAGAUAUAUAUUUGAAUCACGAUUUAAACGAGAUGCAGGAGAAAAAGACAUUAAAACAAUUAACGGCAAGCGAAUUUAUUCCGUCAGAGCAUGUUAUGUUUAUCUCCAAGCAGAUCAAAAGCUUUACCAGCAUGUUUAUGAAAAAGAAGGGAAUAUGGAUGAUGUCAGGACCCGGGAAGAGAUUGCAAGUCUUUUUUAUAACCACAUCAAAGCAGUAAAUCAAAUUUAUGAAAGUACGAGCUUCGGUGGUAUCAAUGGUAUUACAUUUGUUAUACAACGAAUCUCGCUUUAUACUCCAAACACUUGUAAAGAUGGCAAACCAAAAGGCGUAUCUCAGGAAAACCCUUUUUGCGAAGAAAAUGUCGAUGUAUCGAAUUAUUUGAACCUUAAUUCUCGCAAAAAUCACUCUGAUUUUUGUUUGGCUUAUGCAUUCACAUUUCGCGAUUUUGUAGGCGGUACUUUAGGACUUGCUUGGGUAGCCAGCCCAAAUCACAACACAGCUGGUGGUAUAUGCCAGCAAUAUACGAAGUAUAGCGAGGCAUCGAAUUUUGUCUAUCGUUCACUCAAUACAGGUAUAAUUACGUUAGUGAACUAUGGUAAUCGUGUCCCCAAUCGUGUGUCGCAACUAACUUUGGCUCAUGAAAUCGGUCACAAUUUUGGAUCUCCGCACGACUAUCCCCUGGAGUGUCAGCCAGGAUUACCGGAUGGAAACUAUAUCAUGUUUGCUUCUGCAACUUCGGGAGAUAAGAAGAAUAAUGCGCAGUUUUCAAAUUGUUCAAUAGCAAAUAUUACUUUGGUGCUUACCGAAGUUCUGCAACAACGACCAGUUGACAGUGAAGUUACAUUAAGGAUAGGUGGUUUUGGUAACUUGGGUGCGGGGAAGCGAAACUGCUUCAGAGAAGCGAAAUCAUCUUUUUGUGGAAACCAGGUAAAAGAACCUGGAGAAGAUUGCGACUGCGGGUACAGUGCUGAAGAUUGUCAAACAAUGAAAGAUAAAUGUUGCAAUUCUCGUCAAUCUGGACCUGCUUCUCGCUGCAAGCGUAUUCAUUCUGCACAGUGCAGUCCGUCUGAAGGACCAUGCUGUGACGCUUCCAGCUGUCAGCCAUAUGCUUCUAGAAAAACAUGUCGAGCAGAGUCAGAAUGUUUAAAACAACAGCAAUGUAACAGCAAAAGUCCAGAAUGCCCACCAUCUGAUCCUAAAGAAAACGGUCUACCGUGUCAAGAUUCGACCAAAGUUUGUAACGAUGGUAAUUGCAAUGGCUCAAUCUGUGCACAGGUAGGAUUGAGAGACUGCUUCCUGACAGUGGGAUCACCAGAACAUCUCUGUCAUCUGGCCUGCGAGGAUGAAAAUGGAACUUGCCGUUCCAGUUUUACGCUACCGCAGUUUGCUGUUGGUAAAUACAAGCAGUCUGGUCGAAAAAAUAAACCUGGGUUGAUUCUUCUUCCUGGUUCUCCGUGCAACAACUACAAAGGUUACUGCGAUAUUUUUCGGAAGUGUAGAAGUGUAGAUGCUGAUGGGCCAUUAGCGCGUCUUAAAAAUGUCAUCUUUAACCCGAAAACGUUGCAUGAAGUCAAAUAUUGGAUUCAAGUAAACUGGUGGGCUGUUGUCCUUGGUGGUCUCGGUCUCCUGCUUUUUAUGACACUUUUUAUCAAGAUCUGUGCUGUACAUACUCCCAGUACCAAUCCUAAUAAAACUCCAGCCUUAAACAUCUAUGACACUCUCCGUCGUCCAAAGAACCUCAUUCAACGCAAACAUGGCCGUGGAACGCACCAGGUUGGUGCAACUGUCAGUGAACGACAAGCUGCAGGGCAUUCGGAAGGUAGUGAAAGAGUAAACAGUCGCGCGGGUUUUCGACCGGCACCCUCAGCACCGCCUUUACCACCACCACCAACUAGCGUCCUUGUCAUAGAGCCACCACCCCCUUACACAGCUGCUGUUCCGGGAUCUUCCGUUGCACUUGGUUGCCCAAAACGUGGCCAUCGGAGGAAUCGUAGGCGAAAUGAUGUUGAAAUGCGAGCUAAAAAUCGGCGGAAUUAG